UGCUAUUCUGUUCUCAUUCAUUCCCCAAAAUCCUUCUUCUACUUCUACUUCUUUUCAUUCCAUUUGGUCCAAUCAAUCAUCAUUCACACAACAUAUUAUAUACAAAUAUAUAUACAGAGAUAGUGAGAGAGAGAGAGAGAUCUAAAAUAAGUCCAAGAGAAAAAUGGAAGAAGAGAGAACAUCAAAGUUUAAGAGAAUUUGUGUUUUUUGUGGUAGUAGUUCUGGAAAAAAACCUAGUUAUCAAGAAGCUGCUACUGAAUUAGGAAAAACACUGGUGGAGAAAGGGAUUGAUUUGGUUUAUGGAGGAGGAAGCGUGGGUCUGAUGGGUCUUGUUUCUCAGGCAGUUCAUGAUGGUGGGCGCCAUGUUCUAGGAGUGAUUCCAAGGACUCUGAUGCCUAGAGAGAUAACGGGUGAAACUAUCGGAGAAGUGAGAGCAGUUUCUGGCAUGCAUCAAAGGAAGGCUGAAAUGGCCAGGCAAGCUGAUGCCUUCAUUGCCCUUCCUGGUGGUUAUGGGACCCUUGAAGAACUUCUUGAAGUCAUCACAUGGGCUCAGCUUGGAAUCCACCGUAAACCUGUGGGGCUGUUGAAUGUAGAGGGUUACUAUAAUUCGUUGUUGAGUUUCCUUGAUAAGGCCGUAGAUGAAGGCUUUAUUUCUCCAACAGCACGUCGCAUUAUCGUGUCUGCUCCGACAGCCCAACAAUUAGUCAGAGAGCUUGAGGAACAUGUACCAGAGACAGAUGAAAUCACAUCAAACUUGAUAUGGGAGGAAGAAGUUCAAAGAUAUAAUUACACGACUACUGAAUCUGCAGUUCCUACGUAAAAAAAACAAUAUGCUUUUCUGUGGGAUUUAGGUAUUUUGGUAUAUAAGUAUUAUAUAUGGUAUACAAUGUUGAACUGUAGGUUUUGUCACGGUAAAAUGUUUUUGUGGGUUUUAAUGUUGCAACAUACUUACCUGGAAAGCGAAAAAAAGAAGGAAAAUUAUCAGUUCAAGUUUUAGGUCCGGUUUGUUGAAGCAUUUUUAUGAUUUAUAGUGUAUGUUUAUUAGUGUGUCCCUUUUUGGAGAGGCAAUUGACUUGCUUUGAAUGUACCCCAUUAACA
Molecule: messenger RNA, 1098 nt
Organism: Lycium barbarum (goji berry)
Lineage: Eukaryota; Viridiplantae; Streptophyta; Magnoliopsida; Solanales; Solanaceae
Product: cytokinin riboside 5'-monophosphate phosphoribohydrolase LOG7-like
Exons: 7
Coding region: 164-820 (218 amino acids)
Biological process (GO): cytokinin biosynthetic process
Cellular component (GO): cytosol; nucleus
Molecular function (GO): hydrolase activity, hydrolyzing N-glycosyl compounds
Source: RefSeq, a predicted model, not a curated record